AUGGUCACGCUAGCUGUAGCUUUUUGCAGAGCGUCGUCUGUAAAUACGUAGCCCUUCCACAAGCGAGGCAAGGGGGGAGAGAGUAUCGUCAGCUAGCAGAGAGAGUGCGUAGCAACUAGCAAUGGCGGAGAACCCUGCUCCGAGUUCCCCGCUAGUGACUUCUCCCGACGCCGCUGCGCCGCCUCUGCCAGCGGAGUUCACCAAGCUCACCUUCCGUAGCCUGUACAUCCGUCGGACAGGUCCAGGCAGCCGGGAGAUGACUGUGGACGGGAGGCCGUCUGACCAGCUGGGACGACGGUUCGUGAGCGACUUUCCCAUAUACGAUGGCCGUGGCUCCGGCGCCCACCUCGUCGCUCGCUUGCAGGGAGUCACUGUCCAAAUCGGCAGCUCGCACCAGCUAGUCAGCAUCGUCUUCGAGGCCGAGAGGCUUAAGGGCUCCACGCUGCUCACCAACGGAGUGAUAACGGAUGGGUCAGACGAGUGGGCCAUCUACGGUGGCACCGGGGUGUUCGCCAUGGCCACCGGUGUCAUACGAAGAAGGUUUCUCGCCGGUAGCAACGACGGGAACUCUGAUGAGCUUACCAGCAUCGAAGUUUUCUGCCCGGCGUUUGGCUCGGCACAACAACAGCCAAACAAGCAGGACUCCGUCUCUGUCACCAAGAUUGGGGUAUGGGGUGGAGGUGGAGGGUCGGCGCAGGACAUCACGACGACGGAGCCACCACAGCGUCUGCACAGCCUCUCCGUUCGAACUGGUUUUGCCGUCGACUCCAUCGAGUUCACGUAUACUGAUAGAGGUGGCCAGAGGCGCACUGCUGGGCGAUGGGGUGGACUUGGCGGCAACCUUCGAACGAUCGAUCUUGGCGACGCCGAGGUUGUCAGGGAGGUCUCAGGAACAUACGGCAUGUUUGAAGGCGCCACCACGCUGACCUCGAUCAGAAUUCUCACCAGCAGCAGAACCUGGGGGCCAUGGGGGAUCGAGGACGGGACACGUUUCUGCAUCACCGCGCCGAUCGGCAGCAGCAUCGUGGGGUUCUAUGGACGCUCGACCAGCAGGCUCGUCGCUGCGAUCGGUGUUUACCUGCGUCAACAACUCUGAUCUGGUCAUCUAGCUAUCAUCGUCGUCCGGUGCUGUCGUAUGUGUGUUCAUGUCAAAUAAAUAAAAGUGGUCUUGUGUCUACGGCUGCCAUCGCCAUGUGCCAAAUAAAUGCCAUGCAUGCAUGUGUCUAAAUUUAUA
This is a messenger RNA of Zea mays, 1234 nucleotides long. Its product is annotated as jasmonate-induced protein. The record is from RefSeq and is marked provisional. The transcript is spliced from 4 exons. Lineage: Eukaryota; Viridiplantae; Streptophyta; Magnoliopsida; Poales; Poaceae. Bases 122 to 1096 code for a protein of 324 amino acids. Gene Ontology annotation, molecular function: carbohydrate binding.